AUGUCGCCGCCGCAGUUUCCCUCCACGCGAGUCAAGCUCAGGCCCGGCGGCGACCGCCCCGUCACGGCCGGCAAGAAGCCGUCUUUUCUUUCGCCCGUCGCGACGCCGACCAAGAAGUUCGCUCGCCCGACGUCCACGCCCGACCUCUCCACCGCCAGGCCGCGCCCGCCCGCCAAGGUCGUUACGGUGCCCUCGACGCCCGCCGUCGCGUCACUAGCCGAGAAGAUGGCUCGUCCGGCGCCGCACUCGCACAUCCUGACGGCCCCGUCCGCCGCCGGGACGCACCAGCAUUCGACGCCCAACCUCGUGGCGCACUCCGCCGCCAGGCCCCGCCCGCCGUGCACCUCCAAGGCCACGGCACCUACUACGCCCGACGUCGCGACCCCGGCCGAGAAGGCCUCUCGCCCGACGGCGCCCUUUGCGGCCAGCGCGCCGCGACCGUCAUCCAAGACGACAGCAUCGACGACGCAUGGAGCGAGGAGGCCGGCGGCGCGUCCGGCGUACGAGUUCAUGGCUCCGCGCGGCGCCGAGAGCGUGCACCCGGCGAGGCGUCUUGCGCCCGGGACCGCCGUCUAUGUGCGCACGAGGUUCUUGCAGCUCACCGAGAAGUGCUGCCUCAUGAUCUGGCUGCCGGCGAGGGUCGUCUCCUCCCCCGACGCCUACCAGUGCACCGUCAAGUAUGCCGCCGACCUCAACCCCAUGUUCGCCGGCAAGAUGGUACGCAUGCCCACCCACAACAUUCGUGAGCGCGCCGCCGCCGCCGCCAAGACCGAGCCAAGAAAGAUGGCAACAGCGCCGGAGGCAAAAGACACCUCAUUGUGA
Messenger RNA from Phragmites australis (common reed), 822 nucleotides. RefSeq lists its product as uncharacterized. The record is from RefSeq and is a predicted model, not a curated record. The transcript has a single exon. Bases 1 to 822 code for a protein of 273 amino acids. NCBI's taxonomy places the organism in Eukaryota, Viridiplantae, Streptophyta, Magnoliopsida, Poales, Poaceae.